AUGAACGCCCUCAAGGGGUUCAUCAAACCCGCGAAGAAGGCUUCAAAAUCAGAUAAAAAUGGAAAGAAGUCCAACGCCGCUCCUAUGGAGCUAGAUACCACGCCUCCAAUGACAUCCAAUUCUACGCCCUUACCGAGCAACUUGGGCUCUCCAGCAGCAUCGAUAUUUCCCCAUGGUGAUUUUCGAAACGCCCCAGCCAAUAGUAUCUUGGAUAUUAAGAGCGAUGUCAUGGUCAACUGGCUUCAACAACAGCAGAUGGAGAAGAUGUGGUCGAGAGGAAUGCCUGGUGAAGGUGUUGUGUUGAAGAAAGCGCGCAGCGAUUUUACAUUUGCUCCCAAUACCUUGAAAAUGCAGUCAAAUUUCGUUGACAUGGUAGAGGCUUUGAACGUUCGAGCUGCUAUGACCGUCACAACCCGAAUUAUCAAGAUCUUCCUCUCCCAUCACACAGCCGACUACGUACCGCUAUCCAACGGUUUGCGCCUACAGGUCUUACCUUCAAUGGACCACCUCCCACGAUGCCAGAAACAUCACUUCGCAGCUUUCAUCGCAGACCAGCAGAUAAUGGUCGUCUGGGAUGAUGAACCAAAAAACCUACUCAACCGAGCCUCGGGUAUUGAGGCAUCUCUUAUGAAGAUGAUCUGGGGUGGAGGAGAAGAUGAGAUGUUAGACGAGAAAGCCAAAGCAAGCGUCAACGUAUCAACCGUCGAUCUAGGAGAAGACGGCAUGCCACCAGGCGAUUUGGAGGAGGCUCUCAUUCCAGAGAACCGACCUACGAAUCUUCUCAAUCCAAUUCUAGUUGGCCUAACCCUAACGUUGCUUAUUGCUGCGUUAGGGAUGGGAUGGAGAGCAUUAGCUCAAGAAGUCGCUAUUGACGGAUCAUACACUCGGUUAGCACUGAUCGUUGUAACACCCUGCCAGAUCUUCGUCUCGUUGUUCUUCAUGCAGAUCGUCAUUGUCAAUAUUGCGCAAAUCAUCGGUCCAAUCAGUCAGCUGAACACGAAUUCAAAAUUCUAUUCGGGAAUCGCACCUCCUCGGUACCGCAGCAUUGGUCCUCUUCCGCACGUUACCAUCCAAAUGCCCGUCUACAAAGAAGGUCUCCAAGGUGUCAUUCAGCCAACAGUCAUCUCACUCAAAGCUGCCAUCUCCACUUAUGAAAUGCAGGGCGGCUCUGCCAAUAUCUUCAUCAAUGACGAUGGUAUGCAACUCAUUCCCGAAGAAGAAGCACAAGGCCGCCGCGACUUUUACGAGGAGCACAACAUCGGUUGGGUCGCACGUCCUGGACACAACCCGAAACCCGAAGGUGACGAAAAGGCCUUCCUGCGACGUGGAAAGUUCAAGAAAGCGUCCAACAUGAACUACGCCUUGAUGGUUAGCAACAAAGUAGAGGACAAACUCACGAUGAUCCAACGCUCUGCCAACUGGACUCAAGAGGACGAGUACAGUGCCUACGAUCAAUGCCUUGCCGAAGUCUUGACCGAAGAGGAGGGCCGUGCUUGGGCUGAGGGCAAUAUCCGUGUGGGAGACUAUAUCUUACUAAUCGAUUCCGAUACCCGUGUUCCAGUUGACUGUUUGCUUGACGCGGCUAAUGAGAUGGAGCAGUCACCCGAAGUGGGUAUCUUGCAGUAUUCUUCUGGUGUCAUGCAGGUUACCGACAGCUUCUUCGAAAAUGGUGUAACAUUCUUCACCAACUUGAUCUAUACAGCUAUUCGUUACACAGUCGCAAACGGAGACGUAUCUCCUUUUGUUGGUCAUAAUGCUAUUCUCCGAUGGUCCGCUCUCCAGUCCGUAUCGUUCGAAGACGAGGAUGGAUACGAAAAGUUCUGGUCCGAGUCUCACGUCUCAGAGGAUUUCGAUAUGUCCCUUCGCCUCCAGGUUUCCGGCUACACUAUUAGACUUGGUUCUUACACCGGCGAUGGAUUCAAAGAAGGUGUCUCCUUGACUGUUUACGACGAGUUGAACAGAUGGGAGAAAUAUGCCUACGGUUGCAACGAGCUACUGUUCCAUCCUUUCCGUCUCUGGGUCACUCGUGGUCCAGUUACUCCACUGUGUCGCAGAUUCUUGUCUUCCAACAUUCGCUUCACGUCCAAAAUCACGAUAAUGGCUUAUAUCGGUACCUACUACGCUAUCGGAGCUGCUUGGAUUUUGACUGUUGCAAAUUACUUCCUCAUGGGUUGGUUUGCCGGAUACCUUGACAAAUACUACCUCGACUCGUUCAAGGUUUAUUUCUCCUUGAUUAUUGUCUUCAGUGCCCUCGGAAACAUUGCUCUCGCCGUUCUCCGGUAUCGUCUGUCCGAGCGUUCGCUCUUCGGUGCUCUCAUCGAGAACUUCAAGUGGCUUCUCCUUCUCACCGUCUUCCUGGGUGGAAUCUCUCUCCACGUCUCCCAGUCGCUUCUGUGCCAUUUCUUCGAAAUCAACAUGACAUGGGGCGCCACCGCCAAGGAAGUUGAGAACAUUUCUUUCUUCGAAGAAGUUCCACGACUCCUCAAGCGCUUCAAGUUCACCUUUGUCUUCUGCUUCAGCAUGACCGCCAUGAUGAUCGUCUGCGCCAUCGCCGUUCCAUGGGAAUGGCAAAUCAAGGAUUUCGUCGCCAUCUAUCCUCUCUGCACCAUCGUCGUUAGCCAUUUCUUCCUCCCCGUCGCGCUCAACCCAGCGUUGAUGAUGUUCACCUGGUAG
Molecule: messenger RNA, 2673 nt
Organism: Glarea lozoyensis ATCC 20868
Lineage: Eukaryota; Fungi; Ascomycota; Leotiomycetes; Helotiales; Helotiaceae
Product: Nucleotide-diphospho-sugar transferase
Exons: 4
Coding region: 1-2673 (890 amino acids)
Source: RefSeq, a predicted model, not a curated record